UUACCUGUACCACACUGUCUUGAUUACUGUAGCUUCAUUCCUUUUUAUGGCUAGAUAAUUGCAUUUUGUGAUAUACCACUUUUGUUUAUCUACUCAUCCAUCAAUGGACAUUUGGGUUAUUUCUGCCUUUUGGUUAUUGUGAAUAAUGCUUCUGUAAACAUUUGAGUACAAGUGUUUGGAUGUAUGUUUUCAUUUCUCUUGGGUAUUCACCUAGGAAUGGAAUUGCCAGAUCCCAUGGUAAGCAACUCUAGGAAUAACUUAUCAAAGAACCUGCUUGACCUCCCAAAUAAUACUUUUCCUUAUUUUGGAUGAGCAAAUGCUGACUUCCUGAUUCAAAGAGGUGCACAUAGAGAGGAACUGACAACCAGCACCACCUCACUAGCCAUGUGGGAGCACUAUCUUGCAAGUGGGUCCUCCAACCCCAGAUAAGCCAUCUCGGCCAGCGCCUCCUAGAGCAGAGAUGAGCUAUUUCCACUGAGCCCUGCCCAAAUUGUGGAUGUGUGAGCUCAAUAAAUGAUUGUCAUUGUUAGCCACUGAGUUUUGGGGUGGUUUGGGGUAGGCAGCAAUAGAUAAUUGAAGCAUGGUCUGCCAUGCACACUUUUUAUUCCAACCAAAAAUCUCCUUGAACCAGGUAAGAAUUUGGAAUAGAUGAAUGGCCACUUCCCUGCAGUACAACAUCACUGAUUGUGCACCUGAUACGCAUCCCUGUGGAGUGAAGAACAGCCAUGUGGUCGGGCUCAAAGAGGUAAUGAGCUCAAGGCCACGUACUUGAGCCUGCCUCCGCCGCUUUCUAGCUGGGGAGAACUUAGACAAUGCACAUCUCCACUCUCAGCUUUGGCUCCUUCAUCUGUAAGAUGGAGACUAAAAUGUCUGCUGAGUUAGGACCCCUUGGAAUACAGAGAAAAGACAUUAAACUAGCUUAAUAAAAUAAACUUAUUGAUUGAUAUAACUGAUAAGUUCGGAAGUAGACUUCAGGAUAUAGGAAUAGAAAUUGCUUGGCUGAAGCAAUGCCGUGUUCUCUGUGUGUGUCUCUCUGUCUCUCUCUCUGAAUCUGUCUCUUCCUCCUCACUCUUCCCAUCUCUGGGCUUGGUUUUCUCUCCACUCUUGGGUGGAAUCUCAAGAAGGGUUCCCAGGAACUGCAAACAGUGCUCAUCUUACCAGUAAUGAUAAUUAUUAGGUGACUAUAUAUAGCAUGUAUAUCCUCUACAUAGGGUAUGGUUGUCUCCUGUAUUAAAAAUAGUGAGACACACACACCUAUACAGGCUUAUAUAUCAUGGAAAUUUCCAGGAAGAGCCACAAGAAACUGCCAUCAGAGGCUCACUCUGGGAAAGAGAGAGACUUUUACUUUCACUUUUGAACUGCUUGAAAUUUUUUUAAUUUCAAGAGAGAUUGCAGUGCUGUCCGAGUCAGCUGUGAGGAUGUGCGGGACAAGCUGGGUGGUGGUGUUUUCUAAAUGGAGCACAGCCCUGCCAUGUGGCUCCAGGGAGGCUGAGGAGACCCCAGGCCCACAGGGAUGGCCAGUGAUGCAAUCUACCUAAAUAGGCAAGCCGAAGAUGGCUGAGGACGCGACCGGAAGAGCAAAGGGGCCUGCAAGUGUUGGCUGACCGGCUCGCCAACCCCGGCAGAAGCGUGCGCGCAUUCAGGCCUCAGCCAGGGCUUGGAACAUGGUGCUCGCGUGUGGUAAUAGAAGUGGCACCAUUCUAAGUGCUUCACUUGUAUCAAUUCUCUAAACCUUCACAACCACACAGCAGAGUCAGUGCUGUUAUCUCCCCGCUUCGCGGAUGAGGAAACAGGCAAAAGUCAAUGAACGAAUGGAGCCACCCAAAGAGCAAAGCCCGGUGACCUAAGGGAACCGCCACGGGCGCAGGCCACUCGCCACAGUACAGCACCGCCCCCAGGCCAAACCCAACAGCAUCCACGAAGCUGGGGCAGCACGGGUUGAAAUUUAACCAUCAGGCUCAGGGGUUUGAGUGAGCGUCUACGAAAAAGAGGUGAGUCCACUCCACUCCUCGUGUGUCCCCAUUGAAGUAAGAACAGACAGGAGGGAAAAAAUCACCCUUUUUUUAUUGGGGUCCACGGGGAACAGACCCAGGAUGCUAAGGACCCCAAAGUCCUCGGGUCUCUCCGUCUUGGUCAAGCAGAUGUGGGGGACUCUCCGCAGUCAUCCGCUAAGGCUGGCGCGACGGUGCUCACGGCGUCCCUGUGCUCAGAGGAACAGCAGCAACACUCUUCACCCCCUCUGGAAGGGCCCAGCCUGCAUGCCAGGGGGCGCCCGGCAGUCCCCCAUCAACAUCUGCCAGAGGGACAGCGUCUACGACCCCCGGCUGCAGCCGCUUCAGGUCUCCUACCACGCGUCGGCCUGCCUCUACGUCUGGAACACGGGCUACCUCUGCCAAGUGGAAUUCGACGACUCCACUGAGGGGUCAGGAAUUAGCGGUGGCCCCUUGGAAAACCACUACAGACUAAAGCAGUUCCACCUCCACUGGGGAGACACGAACGAGUGGGGCUCAGAGCACACCGUGGACGCCCACGCUUUUCCGGCAGAGCUGCAUUUAGUCCACUGGAAUUCUGUGAAAUACCAGAAUUACAGCGAAGCUGUGAUGGGAGAGAGCGGCCUGGCGGUGAUAGGCGUCUUUUUAAAGCUGGGCGCCCAUCACGAGGGGCUGCAGAAGUUGGUGGACGUCCUGCCGGAAAUAAGGCAUAAGGAUGCGCGGGCAGCCAUGGGCCCCUUCGAGCCCUCCUGUCUGCUGCCCACCUGCCAGGAUUACUGGACCUACCCGGGCUCCCUCACCACCCCUCCGCUAACCGAGUCGGUCACCUGGAUCCUCCAGAGGAAGCCCAUCGAGGUGGCCCAGAGCCAGCUGGCCGCGUUUCGCACGCUCCUGUUUUCUGCCCUUGGUGAAGAAGACAGGACGAUGGUGAACAACCGUCGCCCCCUGCAGCCCCUGAUGAACCGGAAGGUCCGUGCGUCCUUCCAGCCCACAGGAGACGGCGCAAGGUCCUAACCUGAUUACGUCCAAGUUAACGGGCAGAAUCGGCUUUAAAAAGAAGUAUUAUGUCCCGAGUGUCAUGGUCUGAUCACACGUCACCUCGAAAUUAACGUACAAAGUUAAAAAGAGAGAGCACUGUUUUAGUCAAGGUACUUUUCAGUUGCAAGGAAAACAAAUCACUUCAAAGAAGCUUAAGGAUGAUAGGGCAUGGAACCCUGGGACAGAGUAUCCCAGGGGACCCACGGCAGUGCACGGUGGCCUCAUGGGGCCGAGCAAGCCCCAGCUGACCGAGGUCGUCUGCCCGGCCCUCUCACAGUUCCACGCUUUCCUCUCUGCAGACGGGCACCCUCUGUUUCCCCACAUUCAUGGCCACCCUGUCGUUUCCAGGCAACAGAGGCUAAGACCAACAUCUUUCUUUGCCAUUUCCAAAUUCCUGGAUGUACCAGCAUCCUGGGGCUGCUGUAACAAAUGACCACACACUGCGGGAGGGAGAGUGAAAUAAACGAAAUGCAUUUUCCCACAGUUGUGAGACAGAAGUCCACGAUCAAGGUGCCAGCAAGGUCGGGCUCUGGCGAGACUCUCUCCUUGAGUUGCAGACACCAUGUUCUCACUGUGCCCUCACCCGGCCUUUCCUGAGGGCAUGCAAGCACCUUUCUCCUUUCCUCUUCUUCUAAGGCCAGCAAUCCUACCAGAUUAGGACCCCACCCUUAUGACCUCAUUUAACCUCAGUUACCUCCUAAAAGCACCACCUCCAAAUGCAGUGACGCUGUGGCUUAGGGCUUCAACAUAUAAAUUUGGGGGGACUCAAUUCAACCCAUAGCAGCUGCAAACUUGGUGGCUUGAAACGAUAGACAUGUAUUCUCUCAUUGUUCUGGAGGCCAGAAGUCUGCAAUCAAGGUGGGCCCGACUGGCUCCCCCUGGAGGUUCUGGGAGAAUCUGCCCAUUGUCUUCUCCAGCUCCUAGAGGCACCACAUUCCUUGGCUCAUGGCCCCUUCCUCCAUCUUCAAAGCUGGGGAGUUUUCCAGAGUUGCUUGGUAUAUGCUGCCAUUUAAUUGCGGUCACUGGAGGGUGUGUAAUUGGUUUCUCCCUGCGGGGUUUUUUUAAAUUGUGAUGAAAUACACACAACAUGAAAUUACUAUCUUUAACAUUUUUAAAUGUACAGCUCAGUGGUAUUAAACACAUUCAUAAUGUCACGCAGCCAUCACCACCAUCCAUCUCCAGAGCUCUUUGCAUCUUGUAAAACUGAAACUCUGCCGCCAUUAAACACUCACUCUCCAUCCGCCUUCCCAGCCCCUGGCGCCCACCAUCCUACUUUCUGUCUCUAUGAAUUCGACUCCUCUGGGGCCCGCAUAUAAGUGGAAUCAGACAGAAUUUGUCUUUUUGUGUCUGGCUUAUUUCUCUUGCAUAAUGUCCUCAAGGUUCAUCCAUGUGGUAGCAGGUGUCAGAAUAUUCUUCCUUUUUAAGGCAGAAUCACGUCCUAAUUGAGAAUGGCAUUUUUAUUUUAAUAGCAUUAAAAACAUUCCCUCUGGUAGAGAUGCAGCUCUACAAACAACCUAAUCAUAUUAUCUUCCGACGUGACCUUACCGUUGGAUAAAUGGCGAAAAACAGCACAGAAAAAUAAGCAAAUGCA
Messenger RNA from Equus quagga, 4620 nucleotides. RefSeq names its product carbonic anhydrase 5A (gene CA5A). The record is from RefSeq and is a predicted model, not a curated record. Gene Ontology annotation, molecular function: carbonate dehydratase activity; zinc ion binding. NCBI's taxonomy places the organism in Eukaryota, Metazoa, Chordata, Mammalia, Perissodactyla, Equidae. The transcript has 8 exons. Bases 2094 to 3005 code for a protein of 303 amino acids. Gene Ontology annotation, cellular component: cytoplasm; mitochondrion.